CACCGAUCCACCCCAAUAUAAAUAACUUCUUAGUAGUGAAAUGUAUAUAAAUAGAUGGUCAAAAGAACCACAAAGCAAAAAAAAAAAAAAAAACAAAACUUCAAACACUUAGCACUAAUAUUGCAAUUUGGAAAUGGCAACGCAGGGAGAACUACAAUUGCCUCUUGAUGAAAACGAUUCUGAAGAGAUAGUCUUAUAUGAAAUUCUCAAUGAAGCAAAUGCGCUUUCUUCUUCUUCUUCUCCUCCUUACUCCCAAUAUUUUCCUUCUUUAAUGAACCAACAUUCUCGCCGCGGCCAUAUAGCCAAGAAGCAGCAUUACAGGGGAGUUAGGCGUCGGCCAUGGGGGAAAUACGCGGCGGAAAUCCGGGAUUCAACCCGAAACGGGGCUCGGGUUUGGCUGGGGACUUUUGAAACUGCUGAAGAUGCAGCUUUGGCUUAUGAUAGAGCCGCAUUCAGGAUCCGAGGUGCAAAAGCUUUGCUCAAUUUCCCCCCUGAAAUAGUUAAAGCGUCAAUCGAUCAAUAUCAGUUCACAAUGAUCGGAAAUAAAGUUCGUCAAAGUCGUCCCAAACAGAGGUUAUGUACACCUUCCGAGACUACAGAUCAGCAGAAUAAACAAUCCAGUUCCACAUGAAGCAUUGUUUUUUUAAUGUCACUUGAUAAUUAAUCUAGUCCCUUUUGUAUAUUCCUUCGUCUAUUAAUCUUUUUAUUUUUAUUUUUUUUCCCCUUUACGAAAAUUUCCCGUGCAUGCUUCUGAAACUAAGCAGAUAAGUGGC
This is a messenger RNA of Oldenlandia corymbosa var. corymbosa, 773 nucleotides long. Lineage: Eukaryota; Viridiplantae; Streptophyta; Magnoliopsida; Gentianales; Rubiaceae. The record is from the annotation of a GenBank genome assembly.